Onthophagus taurus is the source of this 5703-nucleotide messenger RNA. It is a transcript of the gene garz, whose product is annotated as Sec7 domain-containing protein garz. Gene Ontology annotation, molecular function: guanyl-nucleotide exchange factor activity. The record is from RefSeq and is a predicted model, not a curated record. Gene Ontology annotation, biological process: regulation of ARF protein signal transduction. Lineage: Eukaryota; Metazoa; Arthropoda; Insecta; Coleoptera; Scarabaeidae.
UUGUACAGUUGGAACUUGACGUUUUCUCAUAAUAAUUUCGAUUAAAAAAUAAAGUAUGUAAAUGGUUCAGUAAUAAGUGUGGUGUAAAAAGAGACGGAAAAAAUGGGGUUACCCGGAAAUGGUAUAUUCGUGGUGCGUGGGGAAAUGUCGAACUUGAUGACGGCGAUGCGAAGGAGCUCGCGUUGGACUUCGCAUUCGCACCAAGACGAAAAUUUGGACCCUCUCAUGAAAUCGUUGCAAGAUCUAAAAACGUUAUUGAACAGCGUUGAGGAUUUGCGCCAAAUUGAGCCUAUAAUUUUUUUAAAUCCUUUUUUAGAUGUGAUUAAAUCAGAAGAUACAACCGGUCCUGUUACAAACUUAGCCCUUUCGGCGGUAAAUAAAUUUUUAUCAUACAGCUUAUUAGAUCCAUCUCAUGCCAACAUUUUAUCAACAAUAAAAAGCAUAGCUGAUUCAAUAACUCGAGCGAGAUUCGUUGGAACAGAUCAAUCAUCAGAUAGCAUUGUUUUAAUGAAAAUCCUACAAGUUCUAAGAACACUAACUUUAUCCCCAGAAGGGGCUUCAUUAACCAACGAAAAUAUAUGCGCCAUUAUGUUGAGUUGUUUCAAAAUAUGUUUCGAAACACGAUUAGGAGAAUUAUUAAGAAAAACCGCCGAAUUAUACUUAAAAGACAUGGUUCAACUCGUUUUUAUGCGAUUACCCCAAUUCCCCGACGUGUAUUCAGGGGGCACAAAGUUUCGAAUGCGACCAGGAGCCGUCGAAGCUACCAGAACUAAACGAAAAUCAAGAAAUUCGUUUCGUGGUAAAAAUAAAGUUGAAAAUAAACAAGAUAAAAGUCAAGAAGAUGAUAAAUUAAUUCCUAAACCAAAUUUAACCUCAAUUUCUCCAAAUGAAUCACAAAGUAUUCAAAAUAUUGUAGAUAUGCAAGGUUCAAUUUCUCAAGAAAAUUCUAAUCAAGAAAAUAUUAAUCAAGAGAAUACAAAUUUAUUUCAAGAAAAUAUGGAAAAAGAGAAAGAUGAGGAAUUGAAAAAUGAAGAAUCACUUCAUGAAUCAAUAAAUAAUGAUGAUAAUGAACAAGAAAUUGUGGAAAAUGUUGAAAACAUUGAUCAAGAAUAUGUUAAUCCACGUGGAAUAAGAUUUACACCUCAAUCCCAAGAAGAAGAAACUUUAAUUCCUUAUGGUUUAGCUUCAGUUCGAGAAUUAUUUCGCUUUUUAAUCAGUCUUUGUAACCCGAUGGAUCGCCAAAACACAGAAGUUAUGACUCAAGUUGGUUUGAGCCUCCUCACGGUUGCAUUCGAGGUCGGCGCAGAUAGCAUCGGGAAAUAUUCAAGCCUCCUAACCCUAGUAAAAGACGAUUUAUGCCGAAAUUUAUUUUCUUUGUUACACAGCGAGCGAAUAUCGGUAUUCGCAGCCGAUUUACAAUUAUCAUUUUUGAUGUUUGAGUCGUUACGAACCCACUUAAAGUUCCAACAAGAAUUUUAUUUAACUAAAUUAAUUGAAAUUGUUGUUUCGGAAUCGGUUAAAGUCACUUAUGAACAUAAAGAGAUCGCUUUAGAUAAUAUAUUGCAAUUGUGGAGAAUUCCAGGGUUAGUUACUGAAUUGUAUUUAAAUUACGAUUGCGACAUGUAUUGUACAAAUUUAUAUGAGGAUUUGACGAAAUUGUUGGCGAAAAAUGCGUUCCCAGUUACCGCUGGGAUUUAUAACACGCAUUUAUUAUCAUUGGAUGCUUUAUUAACGGUUAUUGAAAGCAUCGAGGGUAAUUGUAACCUUAAAAGUGAUGAUGGGGAAUGUUUUGAUGAUCAAAAUAAAGUUAUUAAUAGCAAUUCUAGGCAACAAUUAUCCGAAAAAGUACCCACGAGACAAGAAUUAUUAUCUAUUAAAAAUAUUAAAAAGUGGUUACCAACUGGUACAGAAUAUUUUAAUUUAAAACCGAAAAAAGGAAUACAAUUUCUUCAGGAGCACGGCGUUUUAAAACCGGAACUCGACUCGGAGGAGAUCGUAAUUUUUCUGCGUGAAAAUCCGAAUUUGGAUAAAAAAAUGAUCGGGGAAUUCAUCAGUAGUCGCAAUAACCUGCAAGUGUUAGAGGCGUUUGUGAAAAUGUUCGAUUUCACCGACACCCGAAUCGAUGAGGCUCUCCGACAGUAUUUAGAAACUUUUAGGUUACCCGGAGAAGCGCCCCUUAUAUCACUGAUAUUGGAACAUUUUGCGGAACAUUGGCAUAAAUGUAAUGGGGAACCUUUUGCUGAUGCGGACGCCGCUUUUACGUUAGCCUACGCGAUCAUCAUGUUAAACGUUGAUCAACACAACCAUAAUGUGAAGAAACAAAGUGUUCCGAUGAGACCGGAAGAUUUUAAGAAAAACUUAAAAAAAGUUAAUGGAAACAGCGAUUUCGAUCAGGAUAUGUUGGACGAUAUCUAUAACGCUAUAAAAAAUGAAGAAAUUGUGAUGCCAGCCGAACAAACGGGAAUAGUUAAAGAAAAUUAUUUAUGGAAAGUAUUAUUAAGACGUGGAUCAUCAAAAGACGGCGUUUACAUUCACGCUAAUUCCGGGCUAUACGACCGUGAUUUAUUCCAAUUAAUAUGGGGGCCCGUUUUGUCAGCUUUAUCAUUCGUUUUCGAGCGUUCUGAAGACCCCUUUAUCUACAAACGUGCAAUAACCGGUUUCGAGCGUUGCGCUUACAUCUCAUCCCAUUUCGGUUUAACCACAAAUUUAGACAUGUUAGUUUUAACGUUAUGUAAAUACACCUUUUUAAACAACCAACCGAAAAACACGAAUUUAUCGGUACAAUUAGGGAUGAAUCAAAAAGCUCAAUUAGCUUUAAAAAGCGUUUUUAAUUUAAUCCAUGAGCACGGUGCGAAUUUACGAGAAGGUUGGAAAAAUGUUUUUGAUUUAAUAUUAACUUUAUACACCGGAAGUUUAUUGCCUAAAUUAUACGUUGAAGCGGAAGAUUUUAUUGAAGCUAGUGGAAAGAUUAUUUUAAUUUUUAAAGACGUCCAAUCGACGUUGCAAAAACAAGAAUCGGGUUUAUUUAGUUCUUUAUAUUCGUACAUGGUUUCAUCGGAAAAUUUAUCUCGAUUACCGUCACAAGAAGAACAAGAAUACACAGACAUCGCAAAAUCAUGCCUAAAAGAAUGCAAUUUAGAACAAAUCAUAAGCGAUUCGAAAUUUUUACACGAAGAAUCGCUAAUUGAGCUGGUUAAAUCGUUAAUUGAGUUAUCACGAGGACCUGAAUAUCAAAAACAUUUAGGUUACGUAUACAACGAGAACGUAGCCGUAUUUUUCUUGGAGUUACUUUUAAAAAUCGUGAUUCAAAACCGUGAUCGAGUGAUGAAGAUAUGGCAAACGGUUCGAGAUCACCUUUAUACAGUUUUAAUGAACGCUUCGCAUUGUGAUUAUCAAUUUUUAUUGGAACGAAGCGUUAUUGGACUUUUAAGAUUAGCAAUUCGGUUGAUGAGGAACGAAGAAAUGUCAGCAACCGUACUCCAAUCGUUACGAAUGUUGCUUUUAUUAAAACCGGCCAUUUUAUUUCGAAUAUCCAGGCAAAUUUCGUUCGGUUUAUACGAACUAUUAAAAACUUCUGCCCAAAAUAUUCAUACAAAAAAUGAUUGGUCGAUUAUUUUUACUUUGUUGGAAUGUGUUGGAGCUGGAGCUCAACUUCCUAAACCGGUGGCGGACGAGAAUCAAGUCGAUUUGGGGACGAAAUCGGAGGGUGAAGGUCCGGUUAGUAGCGAAGAGGAAUCGGUUUCAGAUCGGGGGUACACUUCUGAUUCGGAAUUAAGUAAAAGUCCGAAAUUUAAUGGGCAUCGAUCGACUAGUCCGGUUAUUGUACCACCACAAAUAGUCCCCCCACCUCAAAAUAAUUCUGGAGGAUGGAUUUUGGUUGGAAAUGAAGGUGAUGUUCAACCGGUUGUUGGAAGAACUUUACCACCAAAUCAAUACGGUUUAGCAUUAGACAGAAAUUUAGGACCCCACGAUAAAAGCGGUCUUGUAAAAUGCUGCGAAAGUUUAGCGUUUUUAGUGCGCGACGUCGCCCAUAUCACCCCAUACAAUUUCGACGAUUGCGUACAUUGCAUAAGAACGUUCGUCGAAGCCAGUUUACACGGAGUGAAAAGAACGCGAAGAAAUUCCAAAAGAGAAUCACGCCCCAGACGAAAACCAAGACAAAGACCUCAUUAUAGCCCGGUUAGUAGCCCUGAUGAAGACACCGAAUCGGAUGAGGAAAAUUUGCCGAGCGGUUAUCAUCAAGUUUGUAUUCAAUUAUUAGAUUUAAUGCAUACAUUACAUACUAGAACGGCCCAAAUUUUCCGUUGGUGGGCUGAAGAAGGCGGCGAAUUAACCCAAGAUAUGUCGUUGUGGACGCAAGGUUGGUGUCCCUUACUUCAAGGGAUAGCUAGGUUAUGUUGUGAUACUCGAAAACAGGUUCGUUUAAGCGCAAUUUCUUACUUACAACGAGCACUUUUAGUGCAUGAUUUACAAACCCUCUCCGCUCCAGAAUGGGAGGCUUGCUUCCACAGAGUUUUAUUCCCUUUAUUAAUGCAAUUAUUGGAACCAAUUGGAACAAGAGACCCCAUAGCUGUUGAGGAAACCCGGAUGCGAGCCGCGACCGUUUUAUCGAAAGUGUUCCUCCACCAUUUAACCCCCUUAUUAUCGUUACCAACGUUCGGGAAUUUAUGGUUAACUAUUUUGGAUUUUAUGGAUCGAUACAUGCAUGCGGAGAAUAGUGAUGUGUUAUUCGAAGCCAUUCCUGAGUCUUUGAAGAAUAUGUUGUUGGUGAUGGAGUCGGCGAAAGUUUUUGAGGGCGCAGAAGGACGAAAUUUGUUGUGGAUGCAAACUUGGGAUAGAAUUAAUAAGUUUUUACCAAAUUUAAAGGAUGAAUUGUUUAAAGAAAGAGAGGAAAUUAAAAAUAUUGAGUCUAGUAAUAAAAAUAUACAAAUAGAACAACCUUCACAAAUCGAAGAAUCAACACCUAAACCAACUCAACAUAACAUUGAAAACGCAACGAGAUCUAGUAUUAUCUUACAACCAACCCAAAACGUGUUAAAUUCACCUUUAUUUGCCCAUUUGGGACAGAUGGUUUCAACACCAAUAGGGCCCCCAGAAACUCAACAAACCACAUCAAAUCAACAAUCACCAAUUAAGCUGAAUCAAAUAAACAUAACCUCAAUACCAAACAGUCAAGGUCACACUUUUCCGAUUUUGUACAACUCCCAAGAGGUUCAACCAUCAUCGCUUUACACCGAGUACAUACAGAACCCGUAUAACUUAAAUUUACAAGCAAAUGAUAACAACUUCAUGUACGGUAACGUUGGGACGGUAAAUUUGGUGCAAAAUUUGAGUCAAAAUCAAGAUCAAUCGCAAAUAAGUAACGAAAACGUGUUCCAAUCUGCAAAUUAUUUCUGUAAAGACCCCCAACAACAAGGUUUUAUUCCACCAGGGUCUGAAAUUUUGUACCAAAACGUGUCUACCAUCGAAAGUGACUUAAAAUGAAAAUGUUAAUUAAUUAUUACCUGAAUGUAGAUGUAUAUUUAUUGUAUUAUAAUCAAAUUAACGUUGCAUUUUGUUGUUCUCCACCAUUUGAAAUUAAUUAAUUAAGUUAAAAUGACAGAUGAAAGAAUUUUAAACCAGAUUGUAUAUUUUUAUUUUUCUUGUUAUUGAAAUUGUAUAUUAAUUAAUGAAAUCAAUAAAAAUGAGUAUUUUAUCUGUGUA